Molecule: messenger RNA, 600 nt
Organism: Saccharomyces kudriavzevii IFO 1802
Lineage: Eukaryota; Fungi; Ascomycota; Saccharomycetes; Saccharomycetales; Saccharomycetaceae
Gene: WWM1
Product: Wwm1p
Exons: 1
Coding region: 1-600 (199 amino acids)
Molecular function (GO): protein binding
Source: RefSeq, a predicted model, not a curated record
AUGGCACAGAGCAAAGGCAAUCCUCCUCAAGUACCUUCUGGCUGGAAGGCUGUGUUUGAUGACGAGUAUCAAACUUGGUUUUAUGUAAAUUUAUCGACAAACAGCUCUCAAUGGGAACCACCAAAGGGAACAACAUGGCCAAGACCCAAAGGUCCCCCACCAGGGGUCAACAAUGAGAAAAGUUCUCGUCAAGAGGUUGAUCAGGCUCCCCCACCCUAUUCUUCACAGUCAAGAGCACAACCUCAAGCACCAGCACAACAAACACGUUACUAUCAGCCUCAACAAUCUCAGUACCCUCAACAGCCUCAACAACAACGUUAUUACCAACAGCAGGCCCCAAUGGCAGCAGCAGCUCCACAGCAAGCAUACUAUGGAACUACUCCAAGUGCUGCUAAAAGCAGCGGACAUGGUGGCGCGAUGAUGGGUGGUUUACUUGGUGUUGGUGCAGGUUUGUUAGGCGGAGCCAUGCUGGAACACGCAUUUGACGACCACGAUAACUAUGACCAACCAGAUAAUGUGGUUGUCGAGAACAAUUACUACGGCGAUGACGGUGGGUUCGACGGUGGUUUUGAUGGUGGAUUCGACGGUGGCGAUUUUUGA